This is a messenger RNA of Acomys russatus (golden spiny mouse), 408 nucleotides long. RefSeq names its product translation machinery-associated protein 7-like. The record is from RefSeq and is a predicted model, not a curated record. The coding region runs from base 85 to 279 and encodes 64 amino acids. Lineage: Eukaryota; Metazoa; Chordata; Mammalia; Rodentia; Muridae. The transcript has a single exon.
UUUAGAAGCACUUCGCUUUCGGCGGCCGAUCUUCUAGUGAUUCAUUAGAUUUGCCCUCGGCUUAGGGUCAGAGCUGUAGGCGCCAUGUCAGGCCAAGAAGGUGGCAAAAAGAAGCCCUUGAAACAGCCCAAGAAGCAGACCAAGGAGAUGGACGAGGAAGAUAAGGCUUUCAAGCAGAAACAGAAGGAGGAGCAGAAGAAACUCGAGGAAAUGAAAGCCAAGGCAUCGGGCAAGGGCCCCCUGGCCACAGGUGGAAUUAAGAAAUCUGGCAAAAAGUAGAAGGAAGUUGUAUCCUGGAGCCUGUUAAACAUCUGGAUUCCCUGCCAUAAUAUCUGUGUCACAUACAGCUAGAAUGGAGUGUUAUCCUGAAGCCUAUUGUAAAUUGUAAUAAACGUUUGUAAUAAAAAU